Messenger RNA from Rubroshorea leprosula, 2383 nucleotides. NCBI's taxonomy places the organism in Eukaryota, Viridiplantae, Streptophyta, Magnoliopsida, Malvales, Dipterocarpaceae. The record is from the annotation of a GenBank genome assembly.
UUCCCCUUAGAAUCAAACCCUCCAUAAUAGCAUCUUCAGUUCUUCGUUUUCCUCUCUUCUCUUUGUUUCUCAAAAUCUUCAAUCUUUUCCCUCUCUGCGAAUACACGGGUCACCUGAAUAUUGCAUUUCCAUUCCCUUUACAUCUUUCACUUUCUUGAUUCUUUUCCAGUCCAUUGUUUCUCAGCUUCUUUCCUGUUUUCAAGAAAUACCCACAAGUUCGUUCUUUCUUUUUCUCCAAGAAACUUAGAGGGUUUGUAGAGGAGUCACUGUUCUGGGCGUUUACUCUCUUCCUUUGGGUCUUCAGUGAUUGGUUCUAAGAGGGUUUUGUUCAGAAGGGAAAUGAGCAAAGAUGUCGAAGUGGUUAGAACAAAACUUUCUUUCUUGCUUGAGACCGAUGGGUCGAAUUCUUGGUUUGAGCAAGGAUGACGAUCUUCGCUCCCUCCUCUGGACGUCGGACGUCGAAGAUAACAAGCACGCCUACGGCGAAUUCUCAUUCGCGGUGAUGAAGGCCAAUGUGUUCAUUGAGGACCACAGUCAGGUCGAGAUUGGAAAGGAAGCUACCUUGGUUGGAAUCUAUGAUGGGCAUGGCGGUCCAGACGCGUCUCGCUACAUAGCUGAUAAUCUCUGUCGAAAUUUGACCAGGCUUGUUCGAGAAAAUAGAACCUUUUCUGAAGAUAUUCUUAGAAAUGCUGUUGCUGAAACUGAAGAAGGAUUUCUUAAUCUUGUACGUCAGAAUUAUAAUACAGAUCCGAGAAUUGCUAAAGUUGGCUCCUGUUGUCUCGUUGGAAUUAUAUGGAGAGGAUCACUUUAUGUUGCUAAUUCGGGUGAUUCUCGAGCUGUCAUUGGUUGUUUGGAUGGAUCAGGCAAUGUGGUUCCUGAACAGUUGACUACAGAUCAUAAUGUAAAUGUGGAUGCGAUCAGAGAAGAAGUUGAGGCGUUACAUCCAGACGAUCCAGAAAUUGUAGUUUUCAAGAGGGGAUCAUACCGUAUUAAAGGCAUAAUUCAGGUUUCUAGAGCAAUUGGUGAUGCAUACUUAAAGCAGCCAGGGGACUAUUUUCAUAGGUCACUGGUCAGAGCACACGAACUCUCUGCUGCCCCCAAUCAACCUGUUCUAACAGCACAACCAUCAGUGGAAAGAAGGGUUUUACAGCCCACUGAUAGGUUCCUAAUUUUUGCAUCUGAUGGGCUUUGGGCAAUUUUGACAAAUGAGCAGGUGGUUGAUAUUAUAACUACGAAACCAAGAGAAGGAAUUGCAAGAACACUUAUCAGACGUGCUUUAAAAGAGGCAGCAAAGAAGAAUGAGAUGAGCUUUAAUGCUCUUAAAAGGAUUAGAGAAGGGAGAAGGAACUACCAUGAUGAUAUUUCAGUUGUUGUCAUCUAUUUAGACCAUCUGUUGCCUGCAAAUGCAGCAUCCGUACAAGAGCGCGCAAUACAUGGAUUUGAUGGCAUACUUAAACCUCUGAGUUUUAACAUUCCGUUAGAGAUUGGUUCAAGUACAAGCACUACUAGUGGUCUACCAUUUGAAGCAACAGCCAGUACAAGUGCAAGCACUAGUCCCCUUCGACUGCCCAAUCUGGUGGAAGAGGGAGAGAUCCAAUUAGCAAACAAAUCAGGGUGUUCUCGCGUCCAAAACCCUCAGUUCGUGGCCACACACCGUCAGAACUACUUCCGCUCCGCCUCCUCCAACAACUUUUGUAUCCUUCUCCAACGCUACUGUCCCACAACCAGUGAAAACGUUUUAUCAUUACUCACGUAUGAUGUUAAGACGCAAGCGACACAUGGAGGAGAUGACGAUUUUCCUAAUUUCCUUGUCACGAACGUGGGAUUACCUUAUUACGAAGACACCCCAGAUUUUGAAAUUUCGGGCAUUUGUGAUGGCAUCAUCUGUUUCUAUGAUCGUGAUAGAGUCAUAAUAGCUAAUCCUGCAAUAAGGCAGUUGAAAAUUCUUCCAGAGUCUUGUACUUGCCUUCCACCAAAUGAGGAUAGUGAGAAUGGAAGCUACAUGCUGUGGGAUUUGGCUAUGACCCUAAAGCUAAUGAUUGUAAUUAAGGUUGUUAGUCCAAACAUGGAUUAUCAUGGUCUUCAUCGUUGAAGAGUCAAGAUGUACACUUUAAGCUCAAAUACUUGGAAGGAGACUGACAAUUUUGUUACGGUGUUACUAUUUUUGACUUGCCUUGUUUCAAAAGAUAAGGGAAUGAAGUCUAUUAUUAGUAUGGAGAGUCACUUGGUUCGAGUGUGGAUAACUUUGAAAAGCGACAGAAAGUACUUGUUUUGUUUGACUUGACUUGUGAGGUCUUUCGAUACAUAAUCAUGCUAGAACCAUGUCGGGAUCCAUUGAUGGUUUCUUGGUUUUACCUCAUUGAAAUGAAUGAAUCCCUUUCUC